Messenger RNA from Porites evermanni, 18347 nucleotides. The record is from the annotation of a GenBank genome assembly. NCBI's taxonomy places the organism in Eukaryota, Metazoa, Cnidaria, Anthozoa, Scleractinia, Poritidae.
CGAAGGGGGGCGAAAACAAGAAGAGUUGGCUGACGAACAAUGAAAAUAAAUAUUGUCGCUGGUGCAAAUCAGGCUAGUGUUUGUUUUGGGCCAUAGUUAGCGAGAGUUGUUUGGAAGCGCAAGUAUUAUUUUGACAUCCUCACGGAUGAUAUUCUCACGCUUUCUACUUCACAAACUAAGCCGACACUGUCAGAAGAGAUGGAGUUAAAGAAGGAUCACUUAUUUAUGGAAAUUUUGAUCUUAACAACCUUCGUUCAACUGUGUUUGUCAGCGAAGAACAAGUUAGUCCUUAGACCUGUCGGGAGGGAAUAUCAGACAGUUGUUCCAAAAUUAUCCGGAGGUAAGUACUAUGGUGUAAGUUAUGUUAUUCAGGUUCAUUUUUUUCUAUUUCCUAAACGCUGGUCCUUAAAGCCCUUGCGCUCGUUUGACAUUUAGACACGAAAGUUCAAUGUUCUAAAUUGUUGUUGAAUUAGCGAUUCGAAUAUCCACGAAUUACUAUAAACACAAACGUUUGGUACCUCAUAGCUCACACAGAUCACCCUUAUUCUGAGGGAGAUAGACUUUCUCGUGGUGCAUUCAUAACCCAAACUAAAGCGAAGUUUGUAUGAAAGUUGGAAAUCAACGAGUUAAGUUCCGCACUAAACAUAGCCAUUAUUUUCCCUAAUUUUCUCGCGAAUUGUUGGUUCUUUUUUCCUUGUCGUUCCAAACUUUCCAAGCAUGAGGCCAGUCUUACCGGACAUGGGAAGGUAGACAGCGAGCUUUACCACAAGAAUUUUUCAGUAAUAAUUAGCUACAUGCUUGUGAUACCAUUUUUCGCGGUAUAUUAGUUGAAGUUUUAUUUUCCGCGUUCUAGGUUAAUCGAUUUAGGUCGCCACGCUCGUAAAACUCGCGUUUAGGUAUCAUCGAAAUUGCGUGAACUAAACAUUUUCACAGCAACGUAACUGCUUUGAAAAUAAACGUCUUAUACCAUUAACUCAGACAUCAGCUACUUAAGGAAUCAUGAUAGUGGUCGAGUGUUCAAGUGCUGGAAAAUUCAAUAGAACAUUUACAAAAUUGUGUCUCCGAAAUCCGCUCAUUCCGGCUUUACUAAAGAAAAUUGAUACUUUUUGCUUCCUUUACUUGAAUUCUUAAACAUUGUACUUUGACCGCCAAAAAAAAAGGUCGUAGGUGAUAGUAGCAGUAGUAGUAGUAGUAGUAGUAGUAGUAGUAUACUGGUUCGCUGUGCACAUCACUCUGUGUUGAUUCUCCUACCUUGUAAAGUAGUGUGCCAUGAAAAUAACGACAGUUGCCCGGCUAAUCACUAUCGAUUGAAAAGCUGACUGGUUUUGAGAGGUUGCCUUUCGUCAUUUUUUUCUCCGCCACCGAUUCGCGAGACUGCACAAAUCCAACCACCGUGACCAAAGUUUUCUUCAAAAACUAAUUCUGACUUGCAGGCAACAUGCCAUGACAUUUUGAGCCGUUAUAGUCGAUGCGGAUGCCUUCAGUGAAACGGUUACUUCGUUGAGGAGUGUUGUUCUUUACCACUGUAAAUUUUUAUCGCUCUAACUUUGAACCUUCAGAAAUGUCUAAGGUACGGUAGUUAUCAUUCCUGCAAGGCUGUUUGUUAUGCCAAAACGGCGGGAUCUCAGUGUUGGAUAUGUGGGUGAAACCGCAAACUGAGUUGUGCGAUUCACAGUGAAAAUGCCGCUAAUAAAACUUUUACUGUAUAAUGUUCUCAACUUUUCCCUUAUUCGUGCAAAAGUUUCAAAAUUUUGGAAUUUUUCUUUCAAAAUGUGAACUUUGCUCGUCUUUGGUUUAUAAAGGCUAACUUUUGAAUUUACUAAGAACAGUGUGCUUAAGUUACCCAAAACAAAAAAUCUUAAAAGAAACCGGCACUUGAAUGAUCUCUAGUGUUCCAUUUUGUUCCUUUGACAGGUUGUAUCUUUGGUAGUCUGCACUAUAACAUUGGAGAUUCUUGGAAUCCUGAUAUCCCUCCCUUUGGAGUCAUGUAUUGCGUGAUUUGCACGUGCAACAAGGUGAGGUUUGAUCUUUUUUUCCAGGGUGUGUUGGAUCGAGCGAGUCUUACGUUAAGGUGUAGCGCAUGGUUCCAGCUUUAGAGUCUUUGGAGGAGGAAAUUACUGCGGAGGGACCAUUCAAGUUGAACCUAUUCCGGCUAGUACUUUCACAUGGCACUCUCUAUUUUUCAGCAUUUCAAGUAAUGAAAUUUGGUAACUUUGUUGAAUUAUCUUUUGACUUUGGCCACUUUUUAUAGAGUGCAAAAGGUUAAAUAAAACACACGGCUCUUUAAAAAACCGUCCGAAGUGAACCGAAAGCAGACGAGUACGUAGAAAAGUACACGUUGGUUUAAAUGACUGCAGACCAUCUUGAUGUGAAAUUCUGUACGUGUUCAACAUUUCAAUCAACUUCUAUCCUGCUAGCACGUUUCGUUCUUGCACAGCUUUUAGUAUUUCUGAAAAGUCGUCCCGCACAAGCCAACUACGCGACAGACAGCGACGCCGAAGACUUCGUAAAUGCUAAAAGCCACACAGGAAAGAACCUCUGCUCCUAAGGGUAGUUAAUUUACUUCCAGUAUCGUAGAGGUACGUCAGUAGAGGACAACCCGUAGAAACAUAUAUUUUGCAGUACUUUCACGGGUCUUUUUUUAAGUAAUAGACAAUACCAAAUUUGGGGCGAAAUUCCUUGAAUUUGACUCAACCUUUUCUGAGAAUACAAAAGGCUAAAGAACAUUGGAUCAUGCUUUUCAGAUAAUAGUCUGGAGAUCGCACGUGUCUUACUCUACCCUGGAUAAGAAAUAUCAGAUAACAAAAGGAGCUGAAGAUAAAACAUGCAAAACUACAUGUAGCAUUUGAACAUGAAAACGUGCUACCUAGUUUAAAAGUUUGAGAGAUAUCUAUAUAAAAGUACUCUCCAAACCCAUUCCUGCAUAACCCAAAGUCUUUUCGGCAGGAUCUUACUAAAUGAGAUGUGAUAAUCAUAGCCUAAUCCUUGUCUGGACGUUUGUAAGUCAAAAGGCUAUAACACUUAAGAGAAGAUUAAUCGCAUUUUUAUCGAAAAUAGUGCAAUUAAGGCUUCGAUUGUGACGACGGAUCUCCCAGCGAGCUAAAUUAACCUGCCGGCGGAUUGCCAACUCCUGCUAUCUUCCCAAGCAGUUUGGACCCCCUCAUUUCUUUGUCAUUUUAAAUUAACACCAUAAUGUUUAUNUGCUUUUCAGAUAAUAGUCUGGAGAUCGCACGUGUCUUACUCUAUCCUGGAUAAGAAAUAUCAGAUAACAAAAGGAGCUGAAGAUAAAACAUGCAAAACUACAUGUAGCAUUUGAACAUGAAAACGUGCUACCUAGUUUAAAAGUUUGAGAGAUAUCUAUAUAAAAGUACUCUCCAAACCCAUUCCUGCAUAACCCAAAGUCUUUUCGGCAGGAUCUUACUAAAUGAGAUGUGAUAAUCAUAGCCUAAUCCUUGUCUGGACGUUUGUAAGUCAAAAGGCUAUAACACUUAAGAGAAGAUUAAUCGCAUUUUUAUCGAAAAUAGUGCAAUUAAGGCUUCGAUUGUGACGACGGAUCUCCCAGCGAGCUAAAUUAACCUGCCGGCGGAUUGCCAACUCCUGCUAUCUUCCCAAGCAGUUUGGACCCCCUCAUUUCUUUGUCAUUUUAAAUUAACACCAUAAUGUUUAUUUGUUUGGAAAAGCAUUCAAUCGCCAAUUAAAAUAAUCUCAAGAACAAAUAUUAACAAUAGCCUUUGUUGUCAUUGAUAGAUAACAAAAUAAUUUUCCUGGACGGCUGGAAACAGCUGCCUGUGGUCGCAUUUUAAGACGUCUUUCAGAGCUAAGCCUGUGACCAUAUUUUUUUCAAGAAUCAUAACCUUUCUGUAGUUAGCAGAGAACUUCCGCGUCGCUAAAUCGAUUGUUAUCAAAGGAAGUUUAUUUGUUGUAGUGACUAGCUCCGUAAGUGCAAGAAAGCGUGUUCCGUAUAAACAUUAAUUCUCACCACACGCAAAGCGACCGCAAAAAGAGGGGAUUAUUGCUAUUCAAAACGGACGUUUUGAAUUCAACGCGUUCUUUGUUUGAAGAGACACGUAUUUGCCAAUACGUGCACGUGAAAAAAGCAGGGAUCAGUCAUUUUGUGUAACAACACGCGAGGAGACUGAGAGGCCAACUUGAAGCGACUGGUGUUUUGAGAAACAGGCUAAGCGCUUAAGAUUAUUGAACGCCUUUAUAAGUCAUUCUGUAUUGUACGAAUACUGUAUAGACAGUACAGCAUUCCGUCGGCGUAAUAGUCACUGAUGUGCGCUUUCGCGGCUAUACAUUAACGGAAUUCUCUUAUAAAUGGGUGUGGAACUAUUGCAAUCGCUGAGAUACAGCAACUUUGGAAUUGUGUAUUAAACACUUCUCAAUCCGUAAAAAUAUGUCGUGCAAAGAAGAAGCAUCUUGCAAAAGGAUAUGCGAAAGUAGCAGGAGUACAUUUGUUCUUAACCUUUGACUUUGCCCGACAGUCUCUCAGGCCAUAACAAUAAGUUCCUUAAUUGAACUACGUGUUGGAAAGACACUACUAUCUCUGUUUUUAAUAGUUUAUUGAUAUUGAUGCCAGUCCAACUUUCGAUGAAGCAGCUCAAUCGGUAGUUUUCCAUUCUGUAUGGCACGAUGGUUUGGUAAAACCCAGAGGCUUUUUCACACGAGAGAAACGCCUAAAAACAAGGCAUUGAUUUUCCUGUCUACGGACGAAAGUAGCCAAGCAUAAAUGACCCAAUAGAAAUAUUAUCCACUCUGAAAUUCUGCCAUGCAAUAGCAAAUUCCAUCAUCAAGUUAGUGUCUCAUCACCUGUGAAAGACUGAGCAAACGAUUAGGCCAUGCUAACAGUCUAUAAUAAAGAAAGGAAGAUGAAAAUUCAAAAGAGUCAGUAAGCCUUGAAUUUGACGGCAGAGUUUAUCGUUGAUAUCCACAUUUACUGCGCUAAUAAGAAACAAUUUUAUGACGCUGUAAGAUUCAUGCAAUUUACAGAGUUACCGAAAAAGUAACUGAAGGCUAAUCAUCCAGUUUAACCCUUAACCAUAAACUUAAGUGCGAGACCCUAAAACGCAGUUCUCAGCCGUUAAUGGAAGCAUUCUUUGUUUCUUCCUCCUGUAUUUGUAGUUUACAGACUGAAGUGAUUGACGCGUCUGCCGUUUUAUCUCAGGAGAAAAAAAACUCUUGUAUUAGGUACCCAGGGUUGGUCUGGAACCGGGUAUGGUUUUCAAGGGAACGACGGGAUUGUGUGAGGUUAUUUGUCGUUUCAAUUCCAAAUGAAUAAGAAAGGAAGAUUAAUAUGCGAAUUCGAAGUGAAUUUUAAGGAAUCUUUUAUUUCGCGUUCUAAUCUAGACCUAGACAUUUUUUCUUAGAGACCAGGUCUGAAAACGGGUGUGAAAAAUGCCAUGUUUUGGUCUCAGUCUGGAGAACCGGCGGCACACUCCCGCCAAAAAUUCCCAGGAGUAUUCCCCAAGGCUAAUUCAGCGUCUUUCUCAUACAAGAUUUCUUUUUAUUCGCAGGUGUCAAAUUCCGAGACAGUUGGAAAAGUGGCCUGUCGUAAUAAGCGACACCGCUGUCCAGCAACAUCUUGCGCAAGGCCGCGAAUUGAGAAAGGCCAAUGUUGUGCAUCUUGCCCCGACGGUAAGAAACUCGACUCAAGAGCCCAUUACGCUGGAGCGCUCACUAUCUUGUUCCUAGGGUGUUAGCGUUUCAGGCUAUUUAUAGGUUCACGCUUUCCCGCCAAAAACCUUACAGCCAAUUAGAUCAGAGAAGGGUUUGUAGCAAAGUCGCAUGAAAUGAGCGUUAUUAAGCUCCCUGAGGGCUCGCUCGCUAGAAGACGAUAGACGCUUUGGGGCCGCGCAAAAGGGUUAUACAAACCUAUCUUCCUUACAAUUACCGAGGCGAUCGUGGUCGCGCUUCCAUCACUAAACGUCUCCAUUUUUCACAAUCUGCCCGGCAUAGCAUCAGGCCGAAGCUGGUCAUUGUUCAAACCUUAUCUUCUGCAUCAGUUCUUCGCCAUUUGAUGCGCUUUGAACAAAUAUAUAAUUAUCAUUGUAUGGGAGUUACCAUAGCUAAAAAAACUGUAUUAAAAGAAAAAACAGUAAAAUACUAUGUUCUUCACCAUACUCAUGUUGUAUCAUUUUCGGUGCCAAUUUAAACCUGAAUUGGGAACACUAAUAAAACUUAGACCAUAGGGAAGAGGAAACAAAUGAUCAAGUUCUUAAACCUUUUUUACAUUUUUAGAGUUUGUGUCUUUGCUGACGACACGUGGAGUCUCCAGUACCCCACAAAAUGGACUCGCACGCGCACACUUCACUUUGGUGAGGAGCUCCCUUCACAUCUCAAUUCGCUAUGAAGGGUAAGGAUUACUCUCUUAUUAAAUAUGCAUCUUAUUUUGUCUUUCGUUGGAUAAAGAGGUUGAUGAUGCCUUUCAAACCAGGCUACCUUCAAUACGCCAUCGAUCGAAUUUUUCGACCGGCUGGAGAAUUUGACGAGAGACGUCGUUUACACGGGACCGUUCAAGAAUUGUCAACCGGUUGAAAAUUCGUCCAGUGCAGUGUGAACAUAGCGUUAUUGUUCAAUUUCAUGCACCAAAACAACCGAACAGUAUUGGAAAUUGUAACGCUUACAAAAUAUUUAAAUAUUUUAUGUUUAUUAUUUAUUUGUUUGUAUAUUUUUGUCUAGAUCACGCAAACCCCGCAUGGCGUCUUUUUUGGACCCUGAAGGCUCAACGAUAAAAGAGCUUAAUAUUCAACGGAAAGCCAUAAAUGGAUCUCAGGUGCGUUGAUUUAUUUUAUCGCAAAUAUAUAAACAAGCUCAUAGUGUNCAACCGGUUGAAAAUUCGUCCAGUGCAGUGUGAACAUAGCGUUAUUGUUCAAUUUCAUGCACCAAAACAACCGAACAGUAUUGGAAAUUGUAACGCUUACAAAAUAUUUAAAUAUUUUAUGUUUAUUAUUUAUUUGUUUGUAUAUUUUUGUCUAGAUCACGCAAACCCCGCAUGGCGUCUUUUUUGGACCCUGAAGGCUCAACGAUAAAAGAGCUUAAUAUUCAACGGAAAGCCAUAAAUGGAUCUCAGGUGCGUUGAUUUAUUUUAUCGCAAAUAUAUAAACAAGCUCAUAGUGUCGGACUGAUUAGUAAUUCUCCUUUCUGACUCCUAUAUAUUUGUUUGGAUGUUAAAUAAGAAAAUUCGGGGUUCUGUCAAUGUAACAUCCUCUGGCUGAUAAAAUUGUCUUUUCUCUCCACCUCUAUAUUCGACAAUGUAUUGAAUAUUUUAAGGAGAAGUUAUAUGCCAAUCACUUCUCGGAGGUAAAGGAUUAAGAACGAAUACGUUAUUUUUGACACUAUUUCAAUUGGAAGCGAGAGGUAAUGGAUAAUACUGUUGUAAUUUAUUUUUACUUGUUUUCUACAGGUGUGUCUAGUAUGGAAUCAACUCAAUAAUAAGCAGAUCGAAUCUCUCAAACGGGGAAAAUUGAGCUUCAUGUUAAAACUCAAAAGGCAAAACGCAGCAGCCCUUGUUGGGGACAUUACAUUGUACAAAUCUUACUCAGAAGGUAGGUUGUUUAUCUUGAGAGUGCCAAAUAGGUGCGUGCCAUCUUAAGUGACAGGUAGUGGUGUUGUGUGUGUCAUUGCUUUAGUAACCGGAUAAUUCAGCUAAGAACAGUUACACGGGACAAGUCCAUUUAAUUCCCAGAAUGCUCGUUACCUUUGUCCACUAACCUGAGGCCCCCGUUGCCUGUUCCGCCGGACAAGGGAAACGCGGACUCUGGGAACGAGAUUGGGGACAAGUAGGAAAGGGUGCUCUGUUGAUAUAGCCUUGCGUAUGCGUAUGGUAAUGACCAGACGGUGUGGGCGUCCGUUCUGCUGGACAAGUGACACUGGGAUUCUAGAAACGAGAUUGGGGACAGGUGCGAAACGGUGCUCUGCUGAUGCAGCCCUGAGCAUUCGUAAGGUAGUGACGAGACGGUGUUGGCGUCCGAGUAUUGUCAGUUUCUUUAUAAGAGUGUUAUCUUGUCGAUGAAGGGCAGAGGUCAAGAAAUGGACGUGGUUGGGUUGCAGUUUUAAGAGGUCAAGACUACAAAACGUGCAAAAUAGAAUGGCAUAUUUUUAAAGAAAUGGGUUUGAUUGGUGAGGCGCAUAGACACCAAACGUUUUUAUGAAUAGUUCACUCAUGGAUGAUGUUUUGUAUUUGAAUGAGUCAGAUAUCGAAGCAAAUACAUGCAUACGACUCCAAGCCGAGAAAAUGCACGGGAUCGUAACAAAGAGGUCAAGAUAUAUUGAAACACUGACGGGAUUAUUCCAAAACUUAGUGUCACUUCAGAUACCCCUCUCAAUGGCCCACUGAGACUCGGUUCUCAACCAAAUUACACGCUGUUCUCAAGAUGGCGCGCACAAGAGAGUCCCUAAUGAUAGAAACAUGGCAUCUACAAGUGCUUUUUAUAUAAUGCAAGUGCUAAGUUCUCAUGUAUUGUUUGUGUUUAUCAUGGUUGUAUUGUUUGUUUUUGUGUGAUCGUUGUUUGCAGUAAAUGCUGAUUUUGAUAUUUGCUCUGUUAAAACAGUUUAUUGUUUUAAUCACUGUUUAAUGGCAUUUUCUUUUUGUGUGGAUAAUAUAAAAGGGGUCAUAAGGUUGUUUAUUGGGGAUCAAGACAUGGGUGUUGGUUGACCUUUUUGAUAGUUUUUCUCAUAAGUUGGCAAUUUUAAAUCUAACCAGUCACUGCAUUGAUAGCUCAGUCGUUAGAGCGUUGGACUGUGGAGUGGUAGGUUGCCUGUUCGAUCCCCAGGGAGGGGCCAAUACUCAGAGUCCUAAAAUAACUUGGGACAAUGGCAAACCAUUUCCCCUGCACAGAUUCGGCCUUUCUCGUGACUACAGAGGGAAUGUAAUAUAUAAAAAAGCUCUUUUAUUAAACUUUGUUGUAAAUACACUGACUAUUAAUUAAGACCUUUUUUCCUCUGGUACUUAAAGGAUCGGAUUAAGCCAAGUAAAUUUUAGCUCGAAACCUACUCUCUGUCUCCAAGUACGUGCGUGAUCGAUGCAAGGAUACUGGUGCCAUCGCUGUUUUUCUAAUUCUCUUAUUAUUUUCUCUCUUUGCUGAAAAGAUAAGAAAAGUGCUGUUUGUAAUAUCGAUGAAAACAAAUGGACCUCUAUCUUAAUUAUUUCCGUCAGAAUUCCAACUUUCAAGUUCAUUGGAUAUCAUGUCGCGUAAAUUAAACUUUACAGCUAAGUGCAAAAUUGUUGGCCAACAACUCCCAACAUUGUUGGAUGUUACAUGUUGAGUCCGUUUGUACACCCUGUUACAUGUUGUAGCGUUUUGUUGAGAGUUGUUGCGCAAAGUUUGAAACCGGUCAAACUUUUAGCUACCUGCAAACGGAGGCAACAAUGCUGGGAGUUAUUGCGUCCGUUUGCACGUAUUUUAUGUGUUGAAUCAAAUACCGUCAGUUUAGUGAACCUCUUAGAGAUGAGCAUGCAGAUGAAUGCAAAUACAGCUGUUUGAACUUUCCAGUUAAAACAAACGUGUUGUUUACAUUCUAAUACCUAGUUCUCUGACUCUUUGAUCUUUUAAACGAAAGUUCUCUUCAGAUUGGGCCGGAGUUUUUUAUGAUUGAUCUUGCUAUGUUGUUUGGGAUGUAAGUUAACUUUUGGGCGGAGAGUGGUUCUUAUUUAGAAUCCAAAAGGACUGACAAUUCAAUUCAAAUUAGGCCGCGUCCACACGUAACCGUUUUUGUUUGAAAAAGGGGGAUUUUUUCCUCCAGCUUGGCCUACCGUCUACACGUAUCCGGUAACUGAACGGUCACCGAAAACGCAUCUUUUGAAAAACGCUGGCUUCUCGUCUACGUAUGGACGGACUAAAAUGCAGGUUUUCGAAUUUGAUGAUGUCAUAAACUAUAUACUACAAACAUUACGCAUGCUCUGUGAGGGAUGCUAUCGUUUUUACAUUGCUUAUAGAGCGUUUUCGUGUGGACGGGCGAAAACGAUUCGAAUACGCUACGUGUGGACGCAUAAGGAAAAAAUUUUCCGUUUUCAAAAAUAUCCAGAUACAUGUGGGCGGGGCUUUAGACGUUCUCGUAUUUACAAGCAUUGUUAUCCUACGCUGGUAAUGAGAUUCCGUAAUUGAGAUGACCGCAAACUGUAUACUGGACGGUGUAUGGUUAAGAAACAACUCUAUUAUGACUCUUCCAAAACAAAGUCUAUUAAAAGUGAGUACUUACCAAAACAUUGUUUUUCUUCCAGAGACUUUUGAAGCACUAUUAACGUCAGAAGAUAAAAAGUCCAGCGCACUUGCGUCUUUCAACCUGGCGAGGAGUGGAAAGCUUCUAAAGAUCUACGUUCGCUACAAUGGAAGUCACAAUUUAGGUUUGUGCAAGAGUGGUUUUAUCUUACCUUUAGUUGCAGUGCUUAAACCGGUCAAAGUUAUACAUGUGAAAGCAAGUGCAGAUCCGGCAAUUAAGGUUCUGAGGUCUAUUGCAGCCAACAAGGCUUCCUUUCGAAGUUCUCCUGGCAAUUUGAUUGGGUGUUCGGCUUUACGUUCGCUGUUGCCAUUCCAAUUUCCCAUCGAGCGUCAUAACCAAACGCCAAAAAUUCUUUAGAAAUCGUUUUGGAAAUGGAGGCGUUGCUGUAAAUCACAUUAGCCCCGACAACCCUGUUAAUAGUCACACUUAUCUGGGAUUUUGGCCACAGGCCUUUAAAAACUUUUACUAUGAGUAAACUUUUUAAAGAAUAAUUUUUCAUGUGAUCGUUUAUGAACAUCAAAGUUUCUUAUGCCUUUUCCCCCUAAGGAUCAGCCAGCCAAGCCACGUUCAAGUUAAUAAAGAAAGCCGGUAAUAACAAAGAUUCUCGAAUAUUGAAAAUCAUCGGCCCCGGAGAAGUCAGGAGAGAGGUGCGUACUAUGCUUUAGUCAUCCCCGCACUGUUCUUUUAGGCCCUUUUAGCUGUAGCGCCUUGAACACGAGCGCAAACGUCGUUCCCACCUGUUUUAGGCUCCAAGACAGUAACGGCAAAGAUCGCCUCCUUUCCCUCUUCCCGCUCAGUUUUCCUGUUUUCGCGCCGUCCUUACUGUUUGAGAGCCUGGCACAGGCUACCUAUUCUCCGAUCAGUUCAGAGAUUUUUCUCAGGUCGAGUAUGAGACCAAAGUAGCUGUAGAGAGCUGUAAUUGUAAGAGUACUUCUAUAGCGUUACGAAAAGAGUAAAAUAAAGCUAACCAUUUUUAAAUCAUUGCUUAACCCUAACCCUAAACAGUAUUAGUGUGAGACCAAAACGACAACUCUUUUGCGUUUGCUUUUACUCCUUCUUGUACUAAAUGGCUCCUUCUUUUACUGAACCUAUAGUAAAGAGGGGAUAACGGAUACUUUAUUAUGCACACUUCAUAAAGCAAGGGGGUCUUUGCCAGUAGUAUCUAAUUAAGGCCAUUUCAAGUGAAACUUGUAAUCUGGUUUCUCAAAGUCUUUGCUCAUCGGCUGUAGUUCUUCCGCGGACUCAGAUGGAUACAAGACGAUGAUUUAGAUGCUAAUCGCUGAUUUUAUUCUUUGUUUGUUUUUCCAGAAUUCUAAUUUCAAAACUGCAUGGAUAAAUCCACGUGAACAGACGCUUAAGUGGCUGUCACGUGGUCAUUUAAAUAUUACAGUGGUGUUGAAUACCGCUGAUCAGACUGUUCAACUUACGGGACGCAUAGGCAUCAAAAGAACUUGUAACUGUAAGUUCCAAAGAUUUUCGUGAUAGUAGUAAAAAUUGUCAUUUUCUUAAAACAUUUUAUCCUGUGAUCUGGAAAGCGUGAAUUGGAAGGAACAAGCUCUUUGUAAUUAAGUCGGUAUUGGACAACAAGGCACCAGUUCGCGAUCAUGUCUAGUUGAACGUUGUUGUAGAUGAACACUUGGUGCUCAUAUUUUAUGAAAAAGGAGCUGAAACUAUAUACGGAGAUGCGACGCAGAUUCCAUCGUCUACUCGUACACAAGUACAAAGUUCAAAUCUAACUAAACCGAAAAACGAUGAUGGGUAGAAUAAAAGAUUACACCCUGAUGCAAAAAUGAUUUCUACGCUGCAGAUGGAAAAAAUAAAGGAAUUUCUUACAAAUCUUUCAUGCUAAAACUAUAAUACGUUCUAACUUAGACACUGAACAAACUUGCUCUUCAUUUGAUAGCCAUUGUCUCUCAACUGUCUGGUCAAGAUGCUCCUAGACCCACGAUGACAGGGGCCAGCGGCUAUGCCUCAUUCGACUUUGGUAGUCAUGGUCAAAUAUAUUACCAGGUAAAAUGAAUCUGUCAAGAAAAAUAAUCAAUAUUUAUGACAAUGAAAAGCAAAAAAUUCCUUAUCUAGUUUAUCGUUUUGGCUCUCUGCUGUUGCAGCCAUUUUACCUUUAUACUGAAUUUUAAAACUAUUAUGAAGAUGAAUAAGUUAGUUUAAAAAAUUAGCACCUGAAGAAGAUGCGUUAUGUACAUCAACUAUUUUAUGGCUGCCAUAGCCCGGAUGACAUAUAUAUAUACCGACGUAUAUACCGAAGGGUUUUAAUCGAGGGUUCACUCUUUGGGAAUGUUUCUUUUUUGGUUUCUAAAUGAACUGAUGUGAUAUUUUGAGCAGAGAGUGAAACGAAAGAAUAUGGCUCUAUCAACUAGGUGAAUAAGAAAAAAGGCAACGAAAAAGUGUUUCAAAAGCUCAAGUUUCGAGCACUGUUAAUAGUAGGCUUUUAAGUCAUGUUAGAGAAGACGGAGAUGGGGGUGGAGGGGUGGCAAAGAAAGUAAUUAUGUUACACUGUAAAUUAUUUUUAUUUAUUUAUUUUUAUUUUUAUUAUGACAGGUGUUUCUUUCUGGCCUGGUAAAUCCUGUCGAGGAAAUCACUUUACAGGCAACAAACAACAGACGAACAGUAAAGAGGCUGUCGCGAUCAGUAACCACUGAUGAACACGGUCAAGCUAAGGUCGGUGAGCAUGUUUUUUGUUUCCUAUUGUGGUUUUCUUUAUUUUUCCUGCGCACAACAAUUUUACGUUUUUCUCCAUUUUUCAUCUAAACGCAACAGCAAUGACAAUGCAGUUAUUCUUUAUAGCAUCAAUGUUUUAGCCUCUUUUAGUGUUGGGUGUUGCACGAAAAGUUAAACGCUGUGGUUUUGUGUGGUUACAACUACGCAGAACUACGGGUGUCAAAAGCUGAAUGCCGCAUGUAAUACUGUGAUCUUGUAUCGUGUGUCCGUGUCCUCAAGCAACUGGAUUGUUUUAAUAGAUUUUUAAUAUCCACCACAGGUUACCGGUGUCUGGGAACGGCCAUCAUUUGCAGAAACCUGCUGGCUCUUCAAUGGAAACAUCUUUAUUAACGUCCGUACCUCAAGUAACAGAAAUGGUGAAAUAUACGGAAAACUUAAACAAUUUCCUUAUAUGGGUCAUCAUCUGUCAUAUCGCGGUGAGGAGACAUUCUUGAAUCAAUCAAUUUUAUUCCUAAGUCUAGUAAAAAGGAAAUUAUCACAAUUUGUUACCUUUGAAAAUUGAGGUCUAAUUUGUUGGAAAUGAAUUGUAAUUGGUAUUCUUUCCGUAAAAAUUUUACAAAGUUGAAUGUACCAAAAACUCAAUUCUUACGAAAAUAAAGAAUAAAAAUAUCGAUUAUUUCGCUUUUAAAUUCCCCCCUGCCGCCAUUUUGAAUUGUUUGACGUCAUUUCGUAGAAGAUUAGAGAGAUUUUGAGUCACGUUUGAAUUUCUGCUAAGUGACCACGUUUUCCCUUCACUUGUCUUCAACUGUUCUUUACCUGACCAAAAAAUAAGUAGUCUCACGUUAUUUCAUCCAUAAGAAUUUUUUUAGACUGUUUUCAUCUGCUCAUUUUCUAUUUUGAGAAAUUGUCAACUUAGCCAGUCUGCCGUUUGCCGUAAACGUGAAUCGGCAGAAGUCAAACGUCAGAAUGCACCUCACUUCCUGUUCCUCAUCUCACCUUUCUUCAGAUCCUCCGAUGUUGUUAUCGGGUAACGAAGUAGUUCCCAGGAUCCAAACUGGCGCGGCGGGACAGGCCUGGUUCUCACUGGACAAACACUGUGCUCUGCACUAUCAUUUGAUGAUCAGUGGCAUUGAUCGUGGGCGCAAGAACUUGGUGACCGCGGAACUCCAGGGAUUUGCUGAUUAUGGCCAGGUUCCUCAGCCCUACGAUGAACACGUGCAGUUAUUAAAAUCAUUUGAAGGAGAAACGGUGAGUAACUGUGUCCUUGAUGCCAAUAACUAAUAGGCUCAAAGAGUUACGAAAGACACAAAAGACUAAAAACUGCCUCCCUGAAGCCAUUGUAUCAUCAAGUUCAUUAGAGUCUUUUAAAUCCAAUUUAUCAGCUUUUCUUAAGUAAUAGUUAUAUAGCUAUCUUUAUUUAAUUUUAUAUCAUUCUUAUAUAUUAUUUUACGAUUGGUGUGAUGUCUUAGCGCUUUUUAACCGACCUAAUAUAUGAUAUGUAGAUGUAGAUAUAACAACCUAAGACUGUUGCUCGAUUGAACGUAACAUGCUUGCUCGCGCGGCCAAAACCGAAAAUCCGUUCCUCGUUCGUUUCUCCGAAACUGCAUCGGAAAGCUUGCUACGCAAGCUAGCGCAACGGUGUCUGGGAUCGCGUUCGAGUGAACAAGCUUUACUUGUGAUUGAUUUAUGAUUGCCUUGAAUACCAUCGACCAAUCAUAACUAACGCUUGUCUACCUAAAUGAUCACAGAAAUCGUCACACCCCAAAGCAUGACCCACACUUCAGGCUAAAGCUUCUGAGGUGGGGAAUUUCUACUGAUGGAUGAAAAGGCCAUUUGGUCUGUUAAGCUUGGAAGAUCACAAAGUGAAUCAUGUGUGUUGAAAAACUCACCCUCGGUGUCAUGGAGAUGCCUUUAAAAACCAAAAAUAAUGACGAGAGGACAACCAGACGCACAUAAAAAAGGAAAAACCAUACUAUGGCAAUGCCUUGCUACAGAGUGUACAUAUACCCGAUAUAAAAGAGUACUUAAAAUGGGCAAAUUUUUUGGCUUUUCGCAUCUUAUACCGCCUUAGUUUAGCAACAGAACGGGAACGUCGGUUGACGACGGCGCGCGCAAAUCAAACGACUGGAUUGACCAAUGGCAGAGGGACAAGUUGGACACCGGAAGUCAAGUUUAGUCGAUUUCGCGCGCUUUCCCGUCGUCAAAUGACGUUGCUAAAUCAGCCUAUUAUGUGUCUUAGGUAUCAGGAUCGGUACGCAGCCUCAAGCCAGAUUUCCUGGUGAAUAUGUUCAAAGGAUUGGUUUAUUUGCAAGUCAGCAGUGAAGAGGUCCCACAAGGAGAACUUAGGAGUCAGGUCCUGGUAAACAGCGCACAUUGUAUACACGGUUCUCCACCGCUGCCCAUCAAUGGGGACUUCUGUAACGCUGGGAACAAAAGAUAUUACGAAGGCGAGUCGUGGAUUGAUGAGGAUGACAAAUGUAUAUCUUGUACUUGCAAGGUAACUUGAAGAGAAUUACUAACUAAAAAUCGCUAUAUUUUCCGGGGCUACUCUCAGGAAUUCUUGAUGGGGGUAUGGCACCCGGUUCUCCAAAUCACGACACUAUCUGUGAUAAAGAAAAGGCGAUUUUCCACACCCGUUUUUGAACCUGACCAUAAUCAUUUCCGUUUUCGGAUCUGGCUUCUGAAAGUUGUACCCUGUUUGCGAACCCAUUUCCUUGUUGAAGUUAAGCCAACUUUUGUUAAAGUAUUUUUUUGUUUUUUAAUGGUAGCUAACACGCUACAAAUAUGUUUACACACUGUCGAAGUUACCUUGAAAAACAUACCCGAUUUCAGGCCAGUAUGAGACUGAUCAGAUAAAUUUCGUUAUAUCAACCAAUGUGAUGGUCAAUGAUGGAGUAAAACUGCUAGGUUUUGAUCUACUGGCAACGCUCAAACUUCAGUUUCUUUAAUCUCUUUAGUGCGGUGGCGAACCUCAGGCCCAGGUCUUUUGCCUCGGAAUCUGGGAAGGGAAAGGCACUGGGGAUGAGUUAGACUUGUUACAAGUCGAUCUCACGAGUUUCUUAGCGAGCACAGCGAGCUUUUUAGGCCGCGAAGGCAGCCCAAGCAAGCGACGAAGUCGCGAGAGGUCUUCGUCCCGCGCCAUAUCAAAUCGGACGAAGGACUGUUUUGAAAGUCUAGGGAUGAGCAUAGUACGGGGGCCAAAUCCAGCAUAGCAAAACCAUCUUUCAAACAGAUUCGAUAAAGCUAAAUUUUGAAAAAACGAGAACAAAAAUUUUAACCUUUUCACUGCCAGAUGACAGGAGUAGCGAUAAGGCAGUUCUAACUUUUAGAGUCUGUGGACGAAAUGCUAUCUUGUGACCAUUCAAAUGUAAACCUCUUCAGCAGUACUUUCACAUGGUGCUAUUUGUUUUUCAGCAUUUCACACACGAAAAAAUGGACAUUUUGUGAAAUGUUGGCUUUGGACACUUUCGGCUGUGAAAGGGUUAAAAGUCCCUUUCAGCGGCUCAAUGCCCGUGAUACCGCUUAUCUAAAACUCAGUUUUGCUCCUAUACAAAACUUUGUAUUAUAUAAGCGAUAAAGCUCCAUCUGUUUUUUUUGGUUCCAGGAUGGUGAAGUUAAUUGCUCUAACAUCACAUGUCAGCCAUUAAACUGCACUGAAGCACCUAUAUUAUUACCUCACUCAUGCUGUCCGGUUUGUCCAGGUAAGCGCUUGAUUUUCUGUUACAUGAAGUCUUGGCGCCCUCUCAAACUCAACUCGAAGUGGAGCAUUGUCGUGCUACACGUCGACAGCUUAUAAUGGUACGUUUGCGGAAAUAUUUCGCUCAUUUUGUAUCAAGAAAUAAAAAUAAACUUCAAGUAACAACUGGUUUAGCUUGUUUUCAACUUAUUUUCAAAGAAUCUGCUUUUUCUCCCUCUACCUUGCAGCUUUGGAGGAAAAAGUUGUCAUACACUACGAAAAGAAGAAAAGGCCAUCACUAAAAGGCUGUUACGUAAAAAGAGACCGAAAAGUGUACCCCGCAAACGCUGUGUGGCACCCGUUUGUACAGCCGUUUGGUUACAUGAGAUGUCACGCCUGCACAUGUAUGGUAAGCGGUAGUCGGCUUCUGAUUAUUAGUGUGUGCGCUAAAAGUACUUUCAGUCAGACUGAGUGAGCGGCCAACUUUCAGUGAAAAAGGAAGUGUUCGUUUGAGUAUAAAAUCCUUCCUCCAACCACAUUUUUUUCUUUUCAAUGAGUUAUAAAAUAUUAAUUUAAUUUUUUUUUUACAGGACAAAAUUUCUUGUAUUAAAGUUACAUGUCCAGAGCUGCACUGCAAAAAUCCAAUUAAAUUGCGCAUGGCAGACUGUUGUAUGCGGUGUCCUGGUGAGUAGCUUGAAGGAUUAUUUUUCAACAAGUCUCAAUCUUUUGCUCGAAUAACUUCAAAAGGAUUGAUGUGAUCUUCCUAUGGUUAGUAAUAGGUUUGUGCUCGGCGAAUUUUAAAUCCUUUAUGUUUUAAACUUGUUCUUUUGGUCCCAGUUGCUCAAACGCUGGAUAGCGCUAUCCAACGUAAAAUAUCACUAUCCCGUGAAUAAGUACUGUCAGUAAAACUAACUACGUUAUCCACUGGAUAAAGAUUUAUCCAGUGAAUAAAGUUAUCCACCUUUUGAACAACUCGGCCCUGAUGAUAUCUUGGAAGAAGUGUUUUAGGCUUUUUCAUAACCGAAAUCUCUCCAUUCUCUCCUCUGAAUUUAGAUGGAGAAAGUGAGCGAUCAGACAACGACAGAAAGAAUAAAAAGGGUGGAAAAGGUAUGUAAAAGAUUAUUUAAAUUUUUUCAACUUUUCUGGUAAUUUUUUUGUAGUAUGUUGUUUUUCGUGUUGAUAAUGCGACCCCUCCCAUUGAAUGAAUUGAAAUAAAAAUGUUAACACAAUGAUAAUAAUGAUGAUGAUGAUGAAGAUGAUCAUAAUAAUAAUAAUAAUAAUAAUAAUUAUAAUAAUAAUAAUAAUAAUAAUAAUGAUAUUGAUGAUGGUGAUGAUGAUAAUGUUAAUCUGAUAAUAACUUUAUUUCUCCUAACCUACAUCCUUUUACUGUAGGAUGCAAUUUUCGCGGAAGUCAAUUCAAACACGGUCAAACAUGGAAACCUCAUUUUCCAUUGCCUGGUGUUUCAAAAUGCAUAACGUGUAGCUGUAGGGUAAGUAAUAUUGCUUCUUUAAAAUUUUCACUGCAUCUUGCUUGUAUCGGAAUUUGGUGUCAUACAUCGAAGACACUGAGUACUUCCUUAUUUAAUCAGUACUGUGUGACACAAGUUGUUGUUAGGAAGGUAUUAAACAAUUUCUCUCCGUUUUUAAGGAUGGAAGGACGAAUUGUCGGCGUGCCCCCUGCCCCAGAGGGCAAUGUCCUAACUCUCUUGAAGGUGCUAUGAGAAAAGGUUGCUGUAUCCCUUGCCCAGGUAAAUACCACGACAUGUUUCAUGAUUAA